AUGUUAUAUCUUCAAGUAGAUUUUGUUAUGUUUUUGCUUGCAACGAAAUGUGUCCCGGUGAAUACGAGAUGUCCCUUAUGUGAGGAGUUUGAUGAGUCAAUUUCUCACGUGUUACUUACCUGUAGAGUGGUCAAGCAAGUCUGGGAGAGAGUAGGCAUCGGGACUUCAUCGGCUGCUGCAGGGACAACUUUUCUGAACUGGUGUAUCCUCAUUUUCAAGACUUUGACAGCAGAAAAACAAUGUCUUGUUGCUGCACUGUGCUGGGCAGUUUGGGGAGCUAGGAACGAUGUUGUUUGGCAAGGAAAACCGAUUAAUAUUUCAGCAAUAGUAGCUUCUGCAAAAAGCUAUCUUGAUCAAUGGCAAAACGCUCAAAAAACUCAAAUUGAGUCAUCUUGGUCUGAGCUUCAAGACUGUGAUGGGACGGAGCGAUGGAUUAAACCACAGAAUAAUAGUAUCAAGAUCAACGUGGAUGCGGCUAUAUUUGAAGGACAAAAUCGGUUUGGGGGUGCUAUUGUUAUUAGAGAUCAUAAUGGUUUUUUAAUUGAAGGCCAUACUAAAUUGCACCAAGGCAACAUUGCUCCUUCUGUAGCGGAGGCUUUGAGCUUUCGGGAAACCUUAAGCUGGAUCAAAGAUCACCAAUCAUAUCCCGUAUGGGUGGAGACCGACUGCCUUCUGGUCAUUCAAGCUUUAAGGAGCUCGACUAGCUUGACUUCUUAUUUUGGUUGUGUGAUUCAGGAAUGUAAAGCCAUGUUGGCUAACUUAAGCAAUGUUUAUUUUUGUUUUGUUAAGCGGUCAGCUAAUAGAGUCGCUCAUGAGUUUGCAAGGGCGUCUUUAUUUUAUCCUGAUUGUACUUUCAGUAUGGGAAACAUCCCUACUGAGCUGUUGCCUAUUUUGGUGACAGAGUUUGAAGGUUAA
Molecule: messenger RNA, 915 nt
Organism: Cannabis sativa
Lineage: Eukaryota; Viridiplantae; Streptophyta; Magnoliopsida; Rosales; Cannabaceae
Exons: 2
Coding region: 1-915 (304 amino acids)
Molecular function (GO): nucleic acid binding; RNA-DNA hybrid ribonuclease activity
Source: RefSeq, a predicted model, not a curated record